AUCCCUAACUAAAAACUGAUCUGCAAAAAGAGAGAGAAACAGAGACACUGUGUGCUGCGACUUGAGAGAGAGAGAGAGAGAGAGAGAGUAUAGUAAGUAUUUGUAGCAUAUGAUUUUGGUUUUGGGUUUGGGUUUGUAAUAACUAACUAAUUUUCCUUUUCCAAAUUGGGGUACAAGUGAGCAGAGAAGAAGAAGAGUCUUGUCGAGGACAUCACAAUGGACAGGGAGUGGGGAUCCAAGCCAGGUAGCGGAGGCGCCGCCUCCGCACAGAACGAAGCUAUCGACCGCCGUGAGCGCCUCCGAAGGCUCGCCCUCGAGACCAUCGAUCUCGCCAAAGACCCUUAUUUUAUGCGCAACCAUCUUGGCAGUUAUGAGUGUAAACUUUGCUUGACGCUCCACAACAAUGAGGGGAAUUACUUGGCUCACACGCAAGGAAAACGGCAUCAAACUAAUUUGGCCAAGAGAGCUGCUCGUGAAGCCAAGGAAGCUCCUGCUCAGCCUCAACCCCACAAGCGCAAAGUCUCCGUUCGCAAAACAGUGAAAAUUGGAAGGCCUGGGUAUCGGGUAACAAAGCAGUUUGAUUCAGAGACAAAACAGAGGUCUCUUCUCUUCCAGAUUGAAUAUCCUGAGAUUGAAGACCUCUCAAAGCCUAGGCAUAGGUUUAUGUCAUCUUAUGAGCAGAGGGUCCAACCAUUUGAUAAAAGAUACCAGUAUCUUCUGUUUGCUGCUGAACCAUAUGAGAUCAUUGCUUUCAAGGUUCCUAGCACAGAGAUUGACAAAACCCCUCCCAAGUUCUUCACACAUUGGGAUCCAGACUCAAAAAUGUUCACGUUGCAGUUAUAUUUUAAAACCAAGCCGCCAGAGGCAAGCAAGCCUCAACCUGCCCCUGCAUCCAAUGGCACAACAGCUCCUGGUGUCCCAUCAAGGCCUUUGCCACCACCACCCCAAGCUCCACCACCGCCGCCUCCUCCAACCCAAGGAGUACCACCUGGUGGACCUAUUGGAAAUCCUCCUAGAGCCCCUCCACCUUCAAUACCUGCAUCGUUCCCACCUCCGCCACCUCCUACAGCAAAUGGCCCUAGGCCUAUGCCCCCUGGUGGAACUCCACCUGUCCCUCCCCCACCCCCGGUUGGUAGUGGCACAAUGGCAAAUUUCACUCCUGGUACUAGGCCUCCAAUGCCUCCCCCACAAGGUUUUCCAAACCAACAGAUGCAGGGCCAAGGGAUUCGUCCAUUGCCGCCACCUCCUAGCAUGGGACAACAGAUCCCCAGGCCUCCUCCUCCUUCUCAGUAGGCAUAUCAAGAACUUUGUUUGAGAACCCUUUUUGAACUAUGUCUAUGUGAAGGAUAAAGAUGUGGUUAUCCUUAUAUUUUAACAGAAUUGAAGUUGGAUCUAGUUAGCAAUAUUUAAGACCCUUUUGAGUA
This is a messenger RNA of Quercus robur (English oak), 1424 nucleotides long. RefSeq lists its product as uncharacterized. Gene Ontology annotation, biological process: spliceosomal complex assembly. The coding region runs from base 217 to 1293 and encodes 358 amino acids. The record is from RefSeq and is a predicted model, not a curated record. Gene Ontology annotation, molecular function: zinc ion binding; nucleic acid binding. Gene Ontology annotation, cellular component: U2 snRNP; catalytic step 2 spliceosome; U2-type prespliceosome. The transcript has 7 exons. Lineage: Eukaryota; Viridiplantae; Streptophyta; Magnoliopsida; Fagales; Fagaceae.